Molecule: messenger RNA, 450 nt
Organism: Cylicostephanus goldi
Lineage: Eukaryota; Metazoa; Nematoda; Chromadorea; Rhabditida; Strongylidae
Source: the annotation of a GenBank genome assembly
AUGGUCAAAGAGGCAUUAAGAGCGCGUGAUGUUUUCUUCUACAUGGGUCAUGGUAGUGGAUCGAGAUACUUCAGCAGACGACUGAUUAGCGAAAACACUAUAAAUGCUGUGGCUAUUUUGAUGGGAUGCGGAAGUGUAAAACUCACACCUUUCGGAUGGGGAAUGGAUGGGAAGAGCUCAGUAUAUGACUAUACCGUCGCUAAAUGUCCAUCAGUUGUAGGAUGCCUAUGGACUGUUACAGACGGAGAGAUUGAUCGCUAUUUCAUGGCUUUGGUGGAUCUAUGCUUUUCCUCGGAUGGAAAUCGAACUUUGACCGGAACAGAUGGAGAUGAUAGCCGUCUUCGUGUAAUUGUCGAAGCUAUGCACCGAGCCAGAAGCAAAUGCAAGUUACCCUACUUAACAGGAGCAUCUGUUGUUUCAUAUGGCAUUCCUGUCAUUGCAAUGGAGUAA